Conger conger (European conger) is the source of this 2100-nucleotide messenger RNA. RefSeq names its product kyphoscoliosis peptidase-like. The record is from RefSeq and is a predicted model, not a curated record. Bases 1 to 2100 code for a protein of 699 amino acids. NCBI's taxonomy places the organism in Eukaryota, Metazoa, Chordata, Actinopteri, Anguilliformes, Congridae. The transcript is spliced from 9 exons.
AUGGACCUGUCCCGGGCCGCUUCCUCUCCCGUCGGUGCGGGAUUCUUCUUUGUUCAGAAGAAAGAUGGCUCCCUACGCCCGUGCAUCGACUACAGGGAGCUGAACAACAUCACGGUGAGGAACAAGUAUCCUCUGCCCCUGAUGGACUCCGCGUUCCACCCACUUCACGAGGCCACCAUCUUCACCAAGUUGGAUCUCCGCAACGCUUACCACCUGGUCCGUAUCCGCGAGGGCGAUGAAUGGAAGACCGCCUUCAACACCUCUCUCGGACACUUCGAAUACCUGGUCAUGCCAUUCGGCCUCACCAAUGCUCCUGCUGUGUUCCAGGCCCUGGUGAAUGAUGUUCUUCGGGACUUGUUGGGUCGCCAUGUGUUCGUCUACCUGGAUGACAUCUUAAUCUACUCCACCAAUGCCAAGGAUCAUGAAUACCACGUCAGGCAAGUCCUACAGAGACUCCUGGAGAGUUUUGUUGAUGCUGACACAAAAAAACAGCUUAUUCUAAAAACUGAAUAUGUUUACCCAUGGGACAAGUCCAGCCUCAAGUCAAUGGACAUAGAUUUGGGUAAAUUGAAAAAACUUGACACCUAUUCAAGUAAGGUGAGACCCAGGGACACGGUGGAGGCCCUGGUGCAGGAGCUGCUGAAGGGAGCCAGCAGUGACCUGGAGAAACUGAGGGCUAUCUGGACGUGGGUCACACACCACAUCGAGUACGAUGUGGAAGCGCUGCGUAACCCCGGCCUCAGAAUGAGCAACGCUGCUGAUGUCUUAAAGACAGGGAAGGGAGUGUGUGCAGGCUAUGCUGGCCUGUUUCAGGAAAUGUGCAGAGGUGCAGGCAUUCAGUGUGAGACGGUGUCCGGGUACGCCAAGGGUUUGGGGUACAAGUUGGGUAAACACUUCAGUGGAGACACUAACCACGCGUGGAACGCCGUCAGACUGGGAGGAAGCUGGCACCUCCUGGACAGCACGUGGGGAGCAGGGACUGUCAGAGAAAAAUUCACAUUUCGAUACAAUGAGUUCUACUUCCUGACUCAUCCCGCUCUCUUUGUGGGAAACCAUUUCCCGGAGGAUGCCAAAUGGCAGAUGCUGGCACCUCAGCUUUCCCUGAAACAGUAUGAGAACAUGAGUCAUAAGGAGAGUGCAUUUUAUAAUUUAGGCCUUCUCUCUGCAGAACCAACAGAAUCUCCCAUAAUGUCAGAUGGAAAGACAACCAUAACAGUCCAGAGUUCUUCACCUAUGCUCUUUUUGCAUGACUUGAAUGGGAAACGUAACUGCGGGAUAAUGACACUCAGGUCGUAUGGAAUGAAUCUGGAUGUCUACCCCGAAAGCACCGGACUGCACACCUUACAAAUCUAUGCGAAGGCUGGCGAUUCGGGAGAAAAGGAGAAGUACAGCCUGGUGUGCAGCUACCAGCUGCAGUGCCAAGCCGUCUCCAGGGAGAUGAGGCUUCCAGCGCACCUGGAUAACCCCGUGGGGCCCGGCUGGCACUCGGAGAGGAAAGGGCUCCACGAGCCCUCGCAGCGAGAUCCCGUGGUCCUCUCGGCGGACGGCCGCUGCUUGUUCAGGUUCCGCGUGGCGCCGGGCCUGGAGCUCAUGGCCAUGCUGUCCGCGGCCAGCUUCUCCAUGACGGACGAGCAGCAGCGGCGGCACGUCUUCCUGUCCCGGCGAGAGGACUGGGUGGACUUCAAAGUGCAGGUGCCGAGGGCGGGCCUGUACGUGUUCAAAGUGUACGCCAAGGACCGGGCGGAGGCGGAGAAUUAUGGCUACGUCUGCAACUACCUCAUCUCCUGCGCCGACCCUCAGGUGCGCUGGCCCGUGUACCCGCUGAGGUACGCCUCCUGGGAGAGCGAAUACGAGCUGGUGGAGCCGCUCACCGGCGUGCUCCCGGCCAAUCGCACGGUCCAGUUUAAGAUGAGGAUCCCCCGCGUGUCGCUGGUGAAGGUGGUAGGCAGGAACACGCAUGGCCUACGCCUGGAUGCAGACGGGUACUGGACCGGCAGCUUCAACACGGCGGGGUGCAAAGACGUUAAAGUUAUGAUAGAACUCAAUUCUAAUAAGAGAAUACUUUUCUCUAUUCUGAAUUACCAAGUGGAGACCCAGUAG